Aspergillus sclerotioniger CBS 115572 is the source of this 910-nucleotide messenger RNA. RefSeq names its product NudC domain-containing protein. Gene Ontology annotation, biological process: protein folding. Gene Ontology annotation, cellular component: cytoplasm. The record is from RefSeq and is a predicted model, not a curated record. The transcript is spliced from 3 exons. Lineage: Eukaryota; Fungi; Ascomycota; Eurotiomycetes; Eurotiales; Aspergillaceae. The coding region runs from base 24 to 614 and encodes 196 amino acids.
UGAACAGAGGCCCCCCCAGCAAAAUGACCGAACAAGAACCCACCCCCGCCGACCUAGCCCUCCGCGACGAAGAAGAAAAAGCCCGCAAGGCCCAAGAAGCCGCCGAACAAGCCGAGCUGCCUUACAAAUGGACGCAGACCAUCCGCGACGUGGACGUGACUAUCCCUGUCCCUGGUGCACUCCGUGGUCGGGACUUGGACGUUGUUCUUACGAAAACGAAGAUCCGGGUUGCGGUUAAGGGUCAGGAUGCUGUUAUUGAUGGCACAUUCCCCCACCCCGUCAUCCCCGACGAAUGUUCCUGGACAUUGGAAUCGACGUCCUCCCCUCCGGGCAAAGAAAUCGUGAUUCAUCUGGAUAAAGUGAAUAAGGUGGAAUGGUGGCCGCAUGUUGUUGUGGGGGCACCGAAAAUCGACGUUAGUAAGAUUACGCCCGAGUCGUCGUCGUUGAGUGAUUUGGAUGGGGAGACGAGGGCGAUGGUCGAGAAGAUGAUGUAUGAUCAGAGGCAGAAGGAGAUGGGGGGGUUGACGAGUGAUGAGCAGAAGAAGAGGGAUAUCUUGAAGAGAUUUCAGGAGGAACAUCCUGAGAUGGAUUUCUCAAAUGCGAAGAUCGGUUGAACUGGUUGGUGGGUGAUGGUGGUAGGUAGGUGGGGUAUGAAUUAUGAAGCUGUUUGUAUGCUAGGCAUUGUUGCUACGAAGUGUGUGGGUUCAGUUGUUAAUGGUAAGAUGGUUAGUGUAAAUUUUUUUCAGACCUUUUGUUUCGUGUAAAAGGGCACUGUUUCUUCUGGCCACAUAUCAUGUUCCCGAGUGGCACCCGUACGUAGGCUUACUAGGACAUAACACCGUGAGCUAGUCAAGAAUCAAGAAGAUGGGCCUGCACUGUGUGCAGCAUAGGAUGAUAAGGAUUUGGGGGG